Oryzias melastigma (Indian medaka) is the source of this 4256-nucleotide messenger RNA. It is a transcript of the gene myo1f, whose product is annotated as myosin IF. Gene Ontology annotation, cellular component: cytoplasm; vesicle; plasma membrane. The record is from RefSeq and is a predicted model, not a curated record. Bases 162 to 3431 code for a protein of 1089 amino acids. The transcript is spliced from 28 exons. NCBI's taxonomy places the organism in Eukaryota, Metazoa, Chordata, Actinopteri, Beloniformes, Adrianichthyidae. Gene Ontology annotation, molecular function: actin filament binding; ATP binding; microfilament motor activity. Gene Ontology annotation, biological process: actin filament organization; vesicle transport along actin filament.
AUUUUGAAUGCUUCACUUGAUGUCCUGUAGGCUCCUGGUUGCUGCUGCUGCUGCUGCUUUGUCCUCUUGUGGUGAUGGCGGCUCUAUGAAGAGAUCAGGCUGUGGAUUUUAGCAGCACGCAUCAACAUUGAACACCUGAGAAGGAGAGGCUCAUAGCAACCAUGGCGAAGUACCACUGGCAGAGUCAGAAUGUCAAGCAGAGCGGGGUGGACGACAUGGUUCUCCUGUCCAAGAUCACGGAAGACGCCAUCGUGGAGAACCUCAAGAAGAGAUACAUGGAUGACUACAUCUUUACGUACAUCGGCCCUGUGUUGAUCUCAGUCAACCCAUUCAAGCAGAUGCCUUACUUUACAGACAGAGAGAUUGAACUCUACCAAGGAGCAGCCCAGUAUGAGAAUCCACCUCACAUCUACGCUCUGACUGAUAACAUGUACAGAAACAUGAUGAUAGAUGGAGAGAACCAGUGUGUUAUCAUCAGCGGUGAGAGUGGUGCUGGAAAGACAGUCGCUGCAAAAUACAUCAUGGGUUACAUUUCCAAAGUAUCCGGAGGUGGAUCAAAAGUGCAGCACGUGAAAGACAUCAUUCUACAAUCAAAUCCUCUGCUGGAAGCGUUUGGGAACGCAAAAACAGUCCGCAACAACAACUCAAGUCGAUUUGGGAAAUACUUUGAGAUUCAGUUCAGCAGAGGAGGUGAACCAGAUGGUGGCAAAAUUUCAAACUUCCUACUUGAAAAGUCGAGGGUGGUGAACCAGAAUGAAAAUGAGAGGAACUUCCACAUUUACUAUCAGAUGAUAGAGGGCGCUAACGCUCAGCAAAAAGAGGCCCUGGGCAUCAUGACCCCAGACUACUACUACUACCUGAACCAGUCUGGGACGUAUAAGGUGGAUGGAACCAACGACAGUAAAGACUUCCAGGAGACUUUGGAGGCCAUGCAGGUGAUUGGAAUCCCAGCUGGCAUCCAGGCUCAGGUGCUGCAGAUCAUUGCAGGUAUUCUUCACCUGGGAAACGUCAGCUUCAUAGAGGCAGGCAACUAUGGGCAAGUGGAAAGCACAGACUUGCUCGCCUUCCCCGCCUACCUGCUGGGAAUCGACCCCAACCGCCUGCAGGACAAACUGACCAGCCGGAAGAUGGAUUCGAAGUGGGGAGGGAAGUCCGAGUCCAUUAAUGUGACUCUUAACCAGGAGCAGGCCACUUACACACGAGACGCCUUGGCCAAAGCUCUUUAUGCACGCCUCUUUGAUUACCUUGUAGAGGCUAUAAAUAAAGCCAUUCAGAAGCCCUAUGAAGAGUUCAGCAUCGGUGUGCUUGACAUUUAUGGCUUUGAGAUAUUUAAGAAAAAUGGGUUUGAGCAGUUUUGUAUAAAUUUUGUCAAUGAGAAACUGCAGCAGAUCUUUAUUGAACUCACUCUGAAGGCUGAACAGGAAGAGUACGUCCAGGAAGGCAUUAAGUGGACCCCUAUUGAGUACUUCAACAACAAGAUUGUGUGUGACCUUAUCGAGAAUAAACUGAACCCCCCAGGAAUUAUGAGUGUGCUGGAUGAUGUGUGUGCCACAAUGCAUGCUAAAGGAGAGGGUGCAGAUGGAACUUUGCUGCAGAAACUGCAGGCUGCUGUGGGAACACAUGAACAUUUCAACAGCUGGAACUCCGGUUUUGUCGUGCAUCACUACGCCGGGAAGGUGUCGUAUGAUAUCAAUGGAUUCUGUGAAAGAAACAGGGACGUGCUCUUCCCUGACCUCAUUGAACUCAUGCAAAGCAGUGAAUUUGAUUUCAUCCGAAGCUUGUUCCCUGAAAAUCUGAACACAGACAAAAAGAGCAGGCCGACCACAGCGGGCUCAAAGAUCAAGAAACAAGCAAACGAUUUGGUGAACACGCUGAUGAAGUGCACUCCUCAUUAUAUCCGUUGUAUCAAACCCAAUGAGACGAAGCGUCCAAAAGACUGGGAGGAGAGCAGAGCCAGACACCAAGUUGAAUAUCUUGGGUUGCGUGAAAACAUUCGUGUCCGGAGGGCAGGAUUUGCAUACCGCAGACUCUUCAAUAAAUUUCUGAUGAGGUAUGCCAUCCUAACAGCUGAGACAUGGCCUUCCUGGAGGGGCCCAGAGCAGCAGGGCGUCCUUCAUCUCCUUCGCUCUGUCAACAUGGACAACGAUCAAUACCAGAUGGGACGCACCAAGAUCUUCGUCAAGAACCCAGAAUCGCUGUUUUUAUUGGAAGAGAUGAGGGAGAGAAAAUUUGACACUUUUGCACGGAUCAUCCAAAAGGCCUGGAGAAGAUUUAUUGCCAGGAAGAAAUACGAGCAGAUGAGAGAAGAAGCCUCCGACAUCCUGUACAACUCCAAAGAGCGGAGGAAGAACAGCAUCAACAGGAACUUUGUUGGAGAUUAUCUCGGACUGGAGCAGAAACCUGAGCUGCGACAGUUCCUGGCCAAAAGGGAGAGGGUCGACUUUGCAGAUUCGGUCAACAAGUUUGACCGCAGGUUCAAGUCCAUCAAGAGAGAUCUAAUCUUGACACCCAAGGGUAUUUAUCUGAUCGGCAGAGAAAAAGUCAAGAAGGGACCAGAGAAAGGACAGAUCAAAGAGGUGCUGAAACGAAAGAUGGAGUUUGAAAGCAUCAGUGGUGUCUCUCUCAGCACAAGACAAGAUGAUUUCUUCAUCCUGCAUGAGACUAAUUACGACAGUUUACUGGAGUCCAACUUUAAGACGGAGUUCCUCAGUUUGCUCUCUAAACGCUACGAGGAAGUGACCAAGAGAAAAUUGACCAUCUCAUUUGCUGACAGACUGGAGUUCAGAGUGAAGAAGGAGGGCUGGGGUGGAGGUGGAUCCAGAGUGAUGGUGUUUCAGAGGGGUGCAGGUGAUGUGGCCCAGAUCAAACCUGCAGGCAAAACCCUCACGAUCACAAUAGGAGACGGUCUGGCCAAAUCCUCCAAACCGACCAGGAAGUCAGCUGUUGGGUCCUAUGGAGGAGGGAGAAAUCAUGUUCCCAACCGAGCUCAUCAGAAUGGAGCAGCCAGGGGCCACAGGGCACCUCCUCCUCAACAGUCAGAGAUCACAUACUCCUCACCGACCAAGCGGGGUCGGCCUCCCAACACCGCCCUGCCCAAACUAGGCUCCCAGAAGACUCCCCGAGUCCCAGCCAACAACCAGCACAACCAGGGAAACCUGGACUUCCUUAGUGUCCCUGACCAGGGCAUGUCAGGAAAGCAAAGGAAAAAGAGCAUCAGCCAGCGACCGCCUCCUGCUCCCAAACCCCAGCAGAGACCUCAGGUCCCCCAGUGUCGAGCUUUGUAUCAGUACGUGGGCCAGGAGGCAGACGAGAUCAGCUUUGAGGUCAACGAUGUGAUUGAACUCAUCAGAGAAGAUCCAUCUGGUUGGUGGUUUGGCAAGAUUCGAGGGAGGCAGGGUAUCUUCCCGGGCAACUAUGUGGAAAAAAUAUGACCAUCGCUCUUUUUUAUUUUGUUUUACACGUCAGUUAUAGUUAUAGGGUAGUUUUCCGUUCAUAAAAGAAACAGUGGUGGACCUGGCUGACAUUUUGGACCCAGCUAACUUGUCUGUCGGUCUUUCUGAGUGAGGAGAACAAAGAAGACAUCACGCUCAUAAAGACAAAACUACACUGAGCUGCUCAGGUGUCCUCAGUGCCUCAGUGUCAGGUGAUCCCGCUGUGAACUACCCUGCAGCCCCUCGACACCUUCUUUUGAGCUGCUUCGGCAGUGAGCUGCAUCCCUUCCUUGAGUCUACUGCAUUGUCUUCUUCCUGCCUGGAGCUCUUCUCAUCGUCAACGCCCACUACCACUGCUUAGUAUUCUUUAUAAAAUCAACAGUAUACAAUAAACAGUAUUUAAUAAUCUUCCCAUGUAUACAGUGAGAUAAUGCUUAAGAAAAAAAACAUCUGUGCCUUUUAUGUCUGCAAUGUUGUUUUUAAAGAAUCAGAUUUUUUUAAAAUGGUUUCAACUUUGAUAAAAAAAAAGAUUUAUUUUCAUUUUUUACCUCUUUGCACUGGUUUGUAAAACAUUAUCAAUAAGUUAUGGGAGGUUUAUCAAGAACUAAUAAGGAUGGGGCAAUUGAUUUUAAAUAUUUUAAUGAUAAAGUGCCUACAUUCUUAGAAAGUUUUUAUGAAAAAACAGAUUUCCUUAUAUCAAUCGACACAUGAUUUUUGUGCAUGAAUUUGAUGAGGGGAGUAAUAAAGAAUUGUUCAGAUUAUACUUUGGAAAGCAUUUUUCACUUUAACUUUGUAAGUUUUUGUACAUUAAAAAAAGGAAUUUAA